Messenger RNA from Ixodes scapularis (black-legged tick), 1821 nucleotides. RefSeq lists its product as uncharacterized. Bases 92 to 1294 code for a protein of 400 amino acids. The record is from RefSeq and is a predicted model, not a curated record. The transcript is spliced from 6 exons. NCBI's taxonomy places the organism in Eukaryota, Metazoa, Arthropoda, Arachnida, Ixodida, Ixodidae.
UGCGGCUUCGGGGCUCCCUGAUCGGCUCCAUCGGCUUGUAACGUCUGAAAGAUAGGCAUGUUCCACGUGGGGACAUGUCGUUAAGAGCUGUAUGCAUGUUCAUGCCGAGUUCAAGCGCGAGUCGCACGGUGUUCCAUCUCUGCCCUCUGUUUACCUUUCAGUCGGCGAAGAUCCCCAGGACGGGAACCGCCGCGGAGAGUCAGCACGCACCGACAGGACGGCCUCCGAAGACCCGACGCCGGCGUCUCAUGCGAACCAGAAUCGAAGCGUGGCCCCGACGGCCGCCGCGGUCCUGGACGACCUCUGGGAGGACGUGGACGAUCAGCUCACUCAGGAUGCUUCGUCGUCGCCGGUCAUAGAGCAAUGGGUGACGGUAACCGACGGCCACCUGCCGAGAUCCGCCGUGGCCGCGGGGUUCGACAACGGGUCGCUCUUGUACGCGGGCCGCGCCGAGCACCAGUCGUUUUGGACGCCCUGCCUUGUCGUGCGUGGGUCAAGGCCCUCUUGCCUGGUGAGUGUGGGCGAGGCGAUGGUCUCCCGGAUGCACUUCCAGUAUCUGCUGGAGACCGAUGGCCUGCUGUUCAGCUGGACCACGGCCGGUCGCGGCAGCGCCGUGCCGGACAACGCCGUCAGGGCAGACCAACGCGGCGGACAACUCGUCUUUGGAAGGAUUCCGGGCGCUCAUCUGGAUAAACCGUCUCCCGUGGGCCUGCUGAACCCGUUCAGGCGCAUGCUGUACGGUCCCGACAGCGGCGCGCCGAGGACGGUGCCGGCCUUCGAGGUGCUGUCCAAGCUCCCGGACCUGUACCCCAACGAGCGCUGGCUUCUCACUUCGACGGGCAUGAGCCCCCUCUGGGCAUUGGAAGCGGUCCCCCGACAGCGACGAAAAUCUCUCGUCGUCGGCAGAACCGCCAUUCGGGGACGUCUGCUGCCGUGCUCGGCUGACGACCGCGGCUGCCACGUGAUCGACCCGGAGAAGCAGUCGGGUCGCUGUCAGCUGGCGCUCACGUACGAGUACCUGGCCCUCUCUCGCGGCAUCCGGUACCGCUGGCAGCAGUUGAGGGCCCACGGACCGCUACCGUCCACCUAUGUGGUCAUAGGCCACACGGUCCAUGGGCUUCGACUGUCCGUCGGCAGAAGGACUACGGGGAACGGCACGGUGUUAGGCCUCGUCGUUUUUUCGAGGGCCACCAGAGUCCUGCCUAAGAUGAUGAGUUGCGACGUCGACCGCCGGAUUGUUGUCUUCGAGAGGAGCUUUCAGAUCCUCGUCAAGCUUCCCUCCAACGCUGUCUGAGGUUUUAUUUUUAGUUUUGUACGCUGCAAAAAGGUCAUCCAAAUACACAAAAAGAUCAGCACAUAAAUAUGCCGACGGCGCCACCAGCAUUAUAUGGUCAGCUGCACUCGGGGCGGUGGUCCGCUAUAUUCCUCUAGUGACGUCAGUGGGCGCCAUCCAAAAGCCCCCCGCCGUGCGAUGUUUUUACGUGUUCCCAACGUCUCCGAGUUCAAUUAUAAAACUGGCCGGACAUUCCGUGUGCACGAUGCUUCGCUCAAGUCCCAUCGUCCUAUUUGUAUCCUAGUGUCAUGUAACCAAUGAACUUUGUUGUUUAACAUAUAAUUUAAUAAAAAAAAAGAAUGCAUUGCCACGCACGACUUGUGGUUUGAACAUUUUAUUGGCGUAGGCUAGGGAAUCAGGUGGCGGCUAAUAGGUGAAUUUCGACAAUCUUGGAUGACAAUACAUAACCCCCCUCUUUCUCGUUUUUUUUUUACUUCCUAACUUUUCCUAUUUUUAAUGUUCCUUGUUCGUUGCUAUUCUAUUUUACU